AUGUUUCAGACUCACCGCUCGGUUGUGCUCUAUGUUCCCAAUGAACAUUGCAACUACGGUAUUGAAAUGACCGUAGUUGAUUCUCGCAAUCGACGUAGUACCACUACAAAAGCCCAAGUGAUUCGAUUUGAAGAGAAGUAUCAGAUGUUGUUGUCUGCUGAUGGAUGGAACACUGGCGUGAUUGUUCUGUCAUUGAUAGUUCUGGCAUCAUUCGUUACCGUAUCUGGUGGGCUGGUAGUCUGCCGGAUCAGGGAUCGCCGUGAGUGGAACACGAUCAAGCGAAGUAUCAGCCCUCCGUCGCCUGCUCUUACAAUCACACGAACCACCUCGACCUCUGUGGUUGGCGUUGCGAAUAAAUACGUACUGAAAGAACGAUGCCCGAUGCGAACACUGAACAUGGUUCGACUUUCGUUCAGCGACGACAGUGAGACACCGGUGAAUUCAACUCCCAUUGUCAAAACAAACUCUACAACGGAGACGUCAGAUGGCGAUGACUGCUUCAAAGCACUUCCUAUUACUCCAACGACAGACGAUACCGACCAUGUCAAGCAGGAACGUGCUCCGGGGGGAUGCUUGGCCGCCUCCAUAAUCACCUCGUUGUCCAGCACCAAGUCGAAUACGUUGGCGUACGUAGUUCUACAAAUUUCUUAG
Molecule: messenger RNA, 651 nt
Organism: Ostertagia ostertagi
Lineage: Eukaryota; Metazoa; Nematoda; Chromadorea; Rhabditida; Trichostrongylidae
Source: the annotation of a GenBank genome assembly